AACCACGCACCCAUCCUUAGCGAAGCGUGACGACUUUUUGUUUAUGCUGUGUGUUUUCUCUUGUGUCGGCGGUCGACCUGUUAUCUAAUUCUAAGAAUGUUUACUAGGCCUAGAAAUCCGGAUAAAGACUUUGUUUUGCAUGGUACAGCAACACCGAUAAGAUAUGAAAAUCCAAGGCUGUACCAGACCAACUCAGAACGUACAUUAAGUACAGGUAAUUUGUCUCAGUCAACUAUUUUCGCUAGAAAUACAUUGAAAAAUGAGACAGGGAGUAAAAUCUAUGAGGGUUUUCGUUCAACAGAUACACAAAGACUCGCAGAUAGUGUCGGCAGCAUUCUUCGUAAUGGAAAGAAGAGUAGUCUUAAGAAGGACAGAAGGAAAAGAAAUGGCGAAUUGUCAUUGGAUCUCCAAAGUUUAAACAGCAGCUUGAAUAAAAGCCUCAACAAAAGUGUGAGUUUCACAGAGCAUAAUUAUGGUGGUCACGCCCACGACAGAGACAGUGAUGAUGAAGAAAGUUUGAUGGCUUUUGAAAAUGAACUACAAAAGCUCAUUGACAGUGACUUGAAAGAAAAUGAGGACUACGAGAAAAAAACCACUUAUAAAUCUAGAAAUCUUCCAGAGUCGCAGUGGUAUAUAGAACCGAUACACCUGAGGAAAGAUGCAGAGUUUCCUGUUUUUGAAUCUCUCGGGGUGAGUACAAAAUCUAUAUCACCGCAUUCAAGAACUACUGGAAUGCUGGGCACUGAACUUGCUCAAAAGCGUAUUAAUUCUGAGAUAGCAAUUCCUCCAAAUGCAAGCAAUUUCUUCCCCGUAACAUCUAGACAAUCAGCUUUGAGAAAUGCGCUAAGUCAACCUCUACAUUCAAAUAUCUCAAAAGGGAAGUCAAGCAAUUUUUUAGCUUCGAGUCACCAGCCUGCAUCAAAGGCAUUUUCGGAUUAUAACUAUCUUGUGGCAUCUCAACAGUUUGUUGAUGGAGAAGAGGUGGUUUCACCAUACCGCUACGAACUAGCUAAACUAAGAAUGGAACGGCUGCGCCUUGAGGAAGACACAAUUUUGGAAUCCAAAAGGCAAAAAGAAUUGGAACGUAUAAGAGGCCCAAAGCCUAAAUGGUAA
This is a messenger RNA of Anneissia japonica, 1113 nucleotides long. RefSeq lists its product as uncharacterized. The record is from RefSeq and is a predicted model, not a curated record. The coding region runs from base 97 to 1113 and encodes 338 amino acids. NCBI's taxonomy places the organism in Eukaryota, Metazoa, Echinodermata, Crinoidea, Comatulida, Comatulidae. The transcript has 2 exons.